This is a messenger RNA of Xyrauchen texanus (razorback sucker), 4613 nucleotides long. RefSeq lists its product as uncharacterized. The transcript has 9 exons. The record is from RefSeq and is a predicted model, not a curated record. Lineage: Eukaryota; Metazoa; Chordata; Actinopteri; Cypriniformes; Catostomidae. The coding region runs from base 202 to 2277 and encodes 691 amino acids.
CCCAGUACUGCAAGUUUACAGGAUCAUUUGAGCGAAUUUAAGUUUAUUCGAUAUAAUAAUAAUCAAAGAGUCUAAAUUAAAGUAUCUCUGUUUAUAGUCGGUGCGGCGGCACAAACAACGCGAAACUUUAAAGCUCGACCGGAGAAGAUUAAUAUUAACAAUAUCCACUGAUCAUCAUCUCUUAUUCAACUCGACAGCAGAAUGAAUAGAUUUCUUUCAAUCUUGCUUUUCUCAAUAUUCGUGGACAUUGUGUUUGGUGCUGAGACUGCUAAAGAAGUGACGGAAGGAGGUUCUGUUACUCUAAAGACUGACACUGAAACACAAGGAUUUAUUCUGUUAGAGUGGAUAUUUUUACCUACUAACUCCGUUAUAGCUCGAGUAGAUGGAGAGUUCAAGAAGGUCACAAAUGUUGAUAAAACGCUAUUCAGAGACAGAAUACAGCUGGAUCAGACUGGAUUGCUCACCAUCAGAAACAUCCGAACCAAACACUCUGGUCAAUAUAAAGCAGAGAUCAGCAGCAGCACAGGGACCUCAUCCGAGAUAUUCAAUGUUACUGUCAAUGAUUCUCCAUUAGUUCAUAAACAGAGAGAAUAUCUGAAGACUGUAUCAGUGAAGCAAGGAGAUACAGUCACUCUAAACAAUGAUGUUGGAACACAUGGAGAUGAGCUGAUACUGUGGAGGUUUGGACCUGAAGGCUCUCUCAUAGCUAAAUGCGAUAAAGAGGACAAUAAUAUCUCACUAUAUGAUAAUGCUUAUGGGAGUUUCAAAGGCAGAAUUCAGCUGGAUCAGACUGGGUCUCUCAUCAUCACAAACACCAGCGUCAAAGACUCUGGACAUUAUCAACUACAUAUCACCAACAACAUAGAGACCAAACACAAGAUAUUCAGUGUUUCUGUCAGUGCUUUAGGUCUGUCUUCAGGUGAUAUAGCAGGAAUUUGUGUUGGUGUUCUGCUGCUCAUGGCUGCUGCUGCUGCUGCUGCUGCUGGUGUGAUUUACAGGUUCUGUAACCUAAAGGUGAAGAGAGUGAUAAAGAUGAAGGGAGAUCCUGUUCUUCUAAGCACUGAUGAUACUCGUAUAAAGAGAGAAGAUGUGAAUGUGUAUUUUGGAAACACUCUCAUAGCGAAAAUCAGAAGAGGGACGAUCACACCUGUCGAUGAUGAAUACAAUAACAGACUGCAGCUGGACCAGACUGCUGGAUCUCUGACCAUCACAAACACCACAGACACAGACUCUGGAGAUUAUAAACUGAACAUCAUCAUCCACAGCAAAGAGAUCACAUACAAGAGAAUAAAUGUUACUGUCUAUGGUGAUAAAGUGAUCAGAAAGCAGAUGGUGGAGGGAGUUUCUUUGACUCUAAACACUAUUGAAAUACAGAACGAUGCUGUAAUAGUGAAAUUUGAAAACACCGUCAUAGCUAAAAAAAAUCUAAAAGAUACAGAUAUCUCAUGUGAAGAUGUUCUUGGUGGGAUGUUCAAAGACAGAUUGCAUGUGAACCUAAAGACUGGAUCUUUUACCAUCACAAACAGCAGAAUUACAGACUCUGGAGUGUUUGACAUAAUUAUCAACAGCGCUAGAGUAAAUAUACAGAAGAGAUUCAAGGUCACUGUCUAUGAUAAAGCGGUGUCAGUAAUGAAGGGAGAAUCUGUCACUCUAAGCACCGCUGAUCGUCAUAUACAGAGAGAUGAUCUGAACGUGUAUUUUGAAGACACUCUCAUAGCUGAAAUCAGAAGUGGGGAGAUCACACGUGUUGAUGAGAGAUUCAGAGGAGGCAGACUGCAGAUGGGUCAGACUGCUGGAUGUCUCACCAUCACAAACACUAAAAUCACAGACUCUGGAUUUUAUACACUGAAGAUCAUCAGCAGCACCAGUGGAGAGUUCACAUACAAGAGAUUAUUUGUUACUGUCAAUGGUGAUGAAGUGAUCAGAAAGCAGGUGCAGGAGGGAUAUUCUGUUAUUCUGUACGUGUUUACUGCAAUACAGGAAGAUGCUCUAAUAGUGUGGAGAUUUGACAACAGUGUCAUAGCUAACAAAAAACAAAAUGAUGGAAGUAUCUCAUAUGAAGAUGCUCUUGGUGGAAAAUUCAGAGACAGAUUGCAUGUGAACCUAAAGACUGGAUCUCUCACCAUCCAAAAGAGCAGAAUUACAGACUCUGGAGAAUAUGAUGUAAAGAUCAUCAACAGCAAAGCAAAUAUACACAUGAGAUUCAAUAUUGCUGUCUGUGAUUCCACAGGAAGCAAUAAGAAAGAAUCAACAGUGAUAAACGUGCCUCCGAAAUGAGUUGGUUCAUUGGUUGAAUAAUGAGGAUGCUGAUGGAGUGAAUGAGAAUCAGAGCACACAAGAGUUAAAAGAGACGCUCAGCAGCACUGGUUUGAAUCGCUGUUACAUCAUUAACAUUUGAAUUCAACCUACAGUAACAAAAAAUUUUUUUCUUUGCAAUAGGUGGUGCAUUGCAUGACAUAAUUCUGCUACAAAUUAUCUUAUGCAUUAGCAGAGGUCUUAACAAAUCGAAUGAUGAAAAUUAAACUAGAAUGCUGCAUCUGCUUCUGUGGCAGGGUGGAGGGCUGGGCCGGCGGGACGUGAUCCUACACACCCUCUAUCGGACGACAGCCGCGCCUCUCCGGGCGGAUCCGAGGCAGUUCUCCAGCCCCUGGCGGACGGAACACCCCGCCGCAUUCUCGGGGAACAGAAGGGGUCUCCCCCGCACCUGGCAGCGGUUCUCUCACUCCAGGCGGUCGCCAGUGAGCCCCUCCCCACUCGCGGUCGGCGGUCUUAAACCCCGCUGCGUUUCAGCGGCCGGUAGGCGACUCCUGCGCCCCUGGCAGUGGCCCUGACCGCUCCAGGCGGUCGGCUAGGAGCCCCUUCUCCCCUCGCGGUUGGCCGCGGCUGCUCCGUUGGGGUGGACGGUAGUGGCGAGAACUCUACUACAGGGUAUCCCUCCUCCUUCCCGGGCUUCAUUACCAGUGUAAAGGUAUUCAAUGGAACGGAGGAGGCGAGAACCGGCUUGACGAUAUAAAUAAAAGUUUUAAUGAUAAACUUAAAAGAAGACAUAAACACACACAUGACGGACAUGUCCGCUAACAAUCUCUCUCUCCCGCACGAUACUCUGCAGUCGGCCUUUAAACCUCAAGAGGCUUGAUUAGCCUAAUACGGGACCGGGUGUGUAGGAUCACGACCCGGCCCCGCCCUCCACCCUGCCACAGAAGCGCUUCAAAUCCUGCAUGAGAACGUUCAGAAAUGAUUGACAGGACGAAAGCGCAUCAUAGUCUUCUGAUCACACGAAUGAAGUAUGUGUCCGCAGUAUUUUCUGCAUACUACACUGAAUAUGGUGUUACGUUAUAUUGUUUUAUAAUACACUGCAUGUGCCACUAUUUAUACUACAGUAUAGAAACCAUCAUAUAAACCGUAAUGGCUUGGUUUUAGCAGAAACUAUAAUGGUGGGUCUCCACUUGUAAUGUGUUGGCUCUGGUAUGUUAUGUCUAGUGGAAAAUAUAACAAUAUAUAUAUAAUGGAAACCAAUACAAACCAUUACAUUCUAAAGGCAUAUGACCCAAAACGCACUACACACCUGAUGGGAUUUGUAAGGGAAACCAAUGCAACCAUUAUAGACCAUUUCUUAUUCUUUUGCAAUCUUAACAUUUCAUUAAAGAUAUUUAUUAAUUUGUGCAAUUAUGCAAUUGGUGUAAUUGAUUUGUAUAUAAAUAUAUUUUAACAUUUUUGUACUGAAGCAGUUAUAUUUGUGCUGACAAACUAUAGGCAAGAUGAUAGUUUCGCAUUUAUAAGCAUUAUAUUUUUGAAUAAACUGACUUUGUUUAUUUGCACAGAUUUAAACUUGCUUAGUUACUGAUGAUGGGUGUUUGGUUAUGUGUACAUUUAGGGAAGUGGGACCCAUUUUGAAAAUCUGCUUAAGGCCCAAAUAACGCUAGGGUCCUGUGGUAAGCUGAGAAACUGAAGUACAAAAAGUGUGAAGAAACAUGUUUCUGUUUUAAAGUUGAUGCAACACUUGAUGCCUUCAUUCAUAUCAAUGAUCAAUUUGAUGUAUAAUUUGUAUUAUUUUAGAUUUUAUACCUAUACAGUAACGUUAAUCACAGCAUACAUCAUAUUAUCGGUUUGCCUUUCAUAUCUUUAACAUUGUGUGAUUGUAUUCUGCAAGCUUUAAAUAUCUAUUAAGAAACAUUAGACAUUAUAUAUGAAGAUCAGAUUGUACCACAGCAGAACAUCUCUUAGGGCUGGAUAUCGCCAUCCACCUCACAAUAAGAUGUCUCAUGUCAUACAUGUCACUAUUCGAUAUAUCAUGAAACAUUGCGAUAUAAGAGUGGUGGUGGCGUAGUGUGCUAAAUUACAUAGUUGUUAAUCAGAAGGUUGCUGGUUCGAUCUCCACAGCCACCACCAUUGUGUCCUUGAGCAAGACACUUAACUCCAGGUUGCUCCGGGGGGAUUGUCCUGGGGAUUGAUUGUAUUCUGCAUUCACAGAACAGAACAGAACAGUGUAUUUUUGGGUCUACAAAUGCUCAAAACUUCACUUUAACACUUUCCUCAUGUGUAGAAGAAUCUAGAAAUUCUGUAUAGAACUGUGUUCUGCAUUCUGACCACAAAACAGGUCAUAAAGAAUAAUA